AACCGAUGUACUACCUUCACCCUCCUGCCAUAGACCCCCCUCACCGCGCUGUCGUUCGUUUUUUCUGUCUGGCCUUAGGUAUUUAUCGCAGGCGCCACUGCGUUUCUUUCUACACUACUCACAUUAUAUAUAAAUAUCUAUGUAUACAUAUAAUUUUUUGUUAACGUGUCGUCCAGGACAAGUAUUCUGUGCUCUGAAAGCGUCUGUACGAAAGGAAUCACCACAAAAUCCAUGAGACACUCGAAUAAUUAACGGGAUUUCAUUUGUUGAGGUUUUUUUUUUAUUAUUUAUUUCCUAUUGAGAAAAUUCUGCUUCAUCUUUUAAGGGGGUAAAGCCGAGGGCGACGCCUAACGGGGGUAUGUGCAGUUGAAGAGCAGAAAAUCUGCAAGACGUUAAGGGGUCAUUCAUACUUGGAAUUACUGGGCGCAUACGUGUGUAGGAGAAUCGGUGUGGACGAAGUGUGGAAAUUUUUUUUUUUUUCGUUUAUUAUAUCGGUGGAUGGAGCUGGAUGACGAGGAGGGUGGCUCAGGAGAAAGGGGGAUUUAGAAAAUCUACGAACCUGCAAAAUAUUCGCUUGGAGAAAAUCAAAUUCGUACGGACUCUGGAGAUCGAUAGUUAUUUUUUACAAUUCACAGGACAGAUCUAUGGGUGUCCAGUAAUUGGAAUAUUUCAUUGUUGGAUAAACUACGAGAUGGAAGAGAGACUUUUCGCAUAUUUUUCCCUCUUUCUUUACAUUCAUUAUAAUAUUCAAAGAGCUUCCACUUGUGAUUAGUCUUUUAGACAGAGUCAAAGAGGACCAAUUUUAAUGAAUUUAGUGACAAAUUGUUGAACCAAAUAACAAUUCUGUUGUCUUUUUUUGACGUAAGUUUAUUUAGCACUUGAUGAACAUAAUUUAUGUUAUACGAUAACUCAAACAGUUAAAGUUAUUUUCAUUAUAAAAUUACUUGGAUCAUAGAUCUGGUUUCUGGUUGAUUUGUUUCACACAGGAAUUUUUUUAUUCAUAAUUAUUUAUUUAUCUUUUUUCGCUUUUCCUUUUGUGCUGUUCUAUCAUCUAGAAAUCAAGGUCUGCAACUCAAUAUAUCCAUUGGCCUUCCCAAGGAAAAUCAUUUUUCUCUAUCCUUUUAUUGAGCCUCUGGGAAAGGUUUGGUCUCAGAGCCCAUAUUCUAUUGAAUGAGGCCAGCAACAUCGUCGCUUGGGAAAUGUUCACUUUUAUUUUUUAUUUUCACUGGCCGGUUUAUAUUUAGAAAUAUUUGGAUUGCUUAUGUUCGAUUCAUCAACAUUUUGGCGACAUAGGAAUUUGCAAAUUGUCAUUACUCUUCAUUCAAGUCUAGGGAGUGACGUUUUGUGCGCUCGAGGAAUGUGAUACGAUGAAACUCUGUUGCCGGGCCACGUGGGUUUGAGGCGGCGACGAAUGAGAAGCUGAGCGCGUCGUUUAAACUGAAUAUUUCUUUUCUGUGGGGGCACUGGCGACUGGAAUGGAACACAUGAAUCAUGAACGUGGGAUGCAUGGCCCAGCCAACAUAACCUUAAAUAUUGUUUUUUAAUUGUUUUCUCUUGAAUCGUUAUUUUUGUCUUGAAAAAUGGUGAGGAAGUUGAAACAUCAUGAGCAGAAACUGCUCAAGAAAGUGGAUUUUAUAUCCUGGGAGGCGGACAAUAACUUACACGAAGUGAAAAUUAUGAAGAAAUAUAGAAUUCCCAAGAGAGAGGAUUACACAAAAUAUAACAAAUUAGCCCGCGAAAUUCGCGAAGUAGGUCUAAAAAUCAAAGAUGUUGACGCUGAGCACCCAUUUAGGAUUGAGAACAGUGCAACUCUGUUGGAGAAAUUGUAUAUGAUGGGAUUGAUAGCAACAAAAUGGGAUUUAUCACAGUGCCAGAAGGUCACAGCUAGCAGCUUUUGUAGGAGACGACUGCCGGUCGUUAUGGUCAGGAAUAAAAUGAGUCAAACUAUAAAAAUGGCGACACAGUUAAUCGAACAAGGACAUGUACGUGUGGGCACCGACGUUGUUAAAGAUCCUGCAUUCCUGGUUACUCGAAAUUUGGAGGAUUUUGUAACAUGGGUGGACUCCUCGGCGAUCAAAAGACAUGUUUUGGACUACAACAAUAUUAGAGACGACUUCAGUCUGUGAAUAUCCAUCAUCGAGCUUUCGCACUGGGACAUAUUAUGGAAUUGAACGUUGUAAAAUUUUGUAAUUAAAUACAAGCUUUCAUAGAA
Diachasmimorpha longicaudata is the source of this 2212-nucleotide messenger RNA. Its product is annotated as U3 small nucleolar ribonucleoprotein protein IMP3. The transcript has 6 exons. Lineage: Eukaryota; Metazoa; Arthropoda; Insecta; Hymenoptera; Braconidae. Gene Ontology annotation, molecular function: rRNA binding; structural constituent of ribosome; snoRNA binding. Gene Ontology annotation, cellular component: small-subunit processome; Mpp10 complex; small ribosomal subunit. Bases 1581 to 2126 code for a protein of 181 amino acids. Gene Ontology annotation, biological process: rRNA processing; ribosomal small subunit biogenesis. The record is from RefSeq and is a predicted model, not a curated record.